AUGCCACCGAUCAUCCACAUCGUCCGUCACGCACAAGGCCUACACAACGUGUUCCCCGGAAACGACGCCCUAGUCGACCCAGAACUCACACCAACGGGCAUCGCUCAAUGCGCCUCCCUCCGCGCAUCCUUCCCCCAUCACGCGCAACUGACACUCCUCGCUGCCUCGCCCAUGCGGCGCGCCUUACAAACAUGCCUACACGCAUUCUCAAACGAUACACUAGCACCAGUCCGUGCAAUUGACCUACUACAAGAGACGUCUGACGCACCGAACGACACGGGAUCUAGCGUGGAUGUCCUCCGCGCUGAAUUCGGUGACACGGUUGACUUUUCGUCCGUGUCGCCGAGUUGGACGGAUAAAAGUGAGGGAAGCUUCUUCGCGCCUGAGAUUGAGAAAGUCGUUGAGCGGGCGAGGGUGACGAGACGGUCGUUGAAGGAGAUUCUUGGGGAUGGGGACGGACAAGCUGUUUGUGUUUCUCACGGCGGUUAUGUUCAUUUUCUGACGGAUGAUUGGGAGGGUGUUUCGCUUCAAAGGCGUUCAACUUGGGCAAACUGCGACUAUCGAUCCUACCAGUUUGUGGAUGGAGGUUCCAAUGAAGUUAAGCUCCGUGAAACAGACGAGAGUUGGCGUCGGCGGAAAGGACAUCAGGCUAGACCGACGGACGAGGAACAAGCCGCUUGGAGAGAGCAGGUGUUUGAAGACUUUGGGCCUCAUAUGAGAUACAAGGGUCCUUGA
This is a messenger RNA of Pochonia chlamydosporia 170, 735 nucleotides long. RefSeq names its product phosphoglycerate mutase family protein. The record is from RefSeq and is a predicted model, not a curated record. Gene Ontology annotation, cellular component: cytoplasm. NCBI's taxonomy places the organism in Eukaryota, Fungi, Ascomycota, Sordariomycetes, Hypocreales, Clavicipitaceae. The transcript is spliced from 2 exons. Bases 1 to 735 code for a protein of 244 amino acids. Gene Ontology annotation, molecular function: phosphatase activity.